CUGUGACUCAAGGCCACUCAUCAAGCUCGUCGGCAACUGUAGCACCUUCAAUUAAAGAACCUGAAUUCAGGCUCUACUUCAAUCAUAACAGUCCAUCUUUUGAGCGGGAAGCAGUAGCACUCGGGAUUGAAGGUGAUUUUUCACGAUUGCAAAUUAAAUUUUGUAUGUGCAGUUAAUUUUGAAUUGAAUACCUAACUUGCUACUGAAACUUAUAACGUUGCGUUACUAAACAUGAAGAAGAAAAUCAAUAAUAACAGAAGUGCUAUAAGCUGGGUCGGGAAACAGUAUGAACCACAAAUAGGACGCCCUGAUACAUAUCAUCAGACUUGCUUCUACAGAAAAUGUAUUUUGGGAUCACUCACUCUGGAGGUAGGAAACUAUGUUCUGGUUUCGAACAUGGACAAUGCUGAGCCAGAUUCAAUUUCUGGAUGUGAUAUAGCUCUGAUUGAGCAUAUGUAUGAACUAUUGACUGAUGACCCAAAAGUGGAUGUGUUUAGGGCCACUGUACAGUGGUAUUCUAGGCCGUCAGCUAUGCCAGCUAAAAUCAUUCACGAUGAGAAUUAUACCUUCAAUUUCGAUUACGAAAUCAUCGAAGACUAUCGCUUUAGUCCGGACAUAAAUAUUGAAACCAUUUUUGGACAUUGCAAAGUUGUAAUCGCGGACACUGAUAUCAAUAUUUCGGAACUGAUUGCGAAAAACACUACCAAACUUCCGCUGUUUGUAGCUCGCUAUAAACUAAGUCAUCUUCCUGGGACUAGGAGAAUGCAGUUGCUGGGGUUGAAGCAAUCGACCACGGAAGCAACUCUUCAUAAAAGAAAAUCCAUAGUUGCCUUGCACCGAGAAGAAUGUAUGGUUAUUGAUGAUUCCUAUAAGAAGAAUCUCGUGAAGGUUACCGAAGAGCUAGGUGAGGUCGAAAUAAGUGAUGAGGAAAACAUCUCGCCUUCAAAAAUUGCACGUAUGAACAGCGCUAGGCGAAAAUCGGGAAAUUUUCGUAGAAAUUUGAAUGCCAGUCUCCAUUUUGAAUCUGCGACAUCAGAUGAAGAAGUUGCAAACUAUUCUAUCAUCAAGGAUGAAUCUAAAAAUACUCCAGAUCUGAAGAUAAGACUAAGGCUGUCGGAGCGUCAGAAAUCUGAAGCUGAUACUCCUUCAAGAAGAUCUUCUAGAAAACGGUCUACAUACAUGGACAUUAUUGAUAACGAAACAUCUCCGAGAAAAACUAGGAAGUCAAUUACGGUCGAAGAAGAACUCCUACGAACUCCAACUGGCAGACCAAGACGAAAGAGCAUACUGAAGACACCUAGCACCAAGGCUACCGAAGCUGUGGGAACGCCGAAACGCAAUAUUCAGCUGUCUAAUAUUGUCGAAGAGUUAACCGAGAGCAGGCGCGUCUAUAGGAAGAUUAGUCAAACUCCGAAAAAGUCUGAAUCUGUUAUUGAAGAACCGAAAACGCCUCGGUCCAGAGCAACCAAAACAGCUUCACAGUCUACACCGAGUAGUGCUGCUAAGAUGAAACUAAUACGUUCGGGUGCUAUCAAACCCACUAUUCACAAGCGAGACGCUCCCAUAAAGACUUCUCUAGAUAAUCAACUGGCAAUGGCACGGGAACGCUUGCACGUUUCAGCAGUCCCGUGUAGUCUCCCAUGUCGGGAGAAGGAGUACAGUGAAAUGUUCAACUUCGUUGAAGGAAAGAUCAUUGAUGGCUGUGGAGGAUGCAUGUAUGUUUCUGGCGUUCCGGGAACGGGCAAGACUGCUACAACGACUGCGGUUAUUCGUUCAUUACAAUCCUUGGCUGAAGAAGAAGAAAUUCCCAAAUUUGAAUUUGUGGAAAUCAAUGGAAUGCGGUUGACUGAACCAAGACAAGCCUACGUUCAUAUCUAUCGUCAGCUAACGGGGAAAACAUUAGCGUGGGAGCAGGCGUACAAUUUGCUUGAGAAACGUUUCACCACGAAAGCACCGCGUCGAGUAACUACUGUUGUCUUGGUCGAUGAAUUGGACAUCCUUUGCAACAAACGUCAGGAUGUCGUGUACAACUUGCUAAAUUGGCCAACAUUGAGCUCCGCCCAGCUGGUUGUCAUCACCAUAGCAAAUACCAUGGACCUGCCGGAACGCUUACUGAUGGGAAAAAUUUCAUCGCGACUUGGUUUGACACGACUGACCUUCCAACCGUACAACUUCCGUCAGCUGCAAGAAAUCGUCAUGGCCCGUUUAAUUGGAACCUCUGCCUUUGAUGCUGAAGCCGUCCAAUUGGUAGCGCGGAAAGUGGCUGCCGUUUCCGGCGAUGCUCGGCGAGCAUUGGACAUUUGUCGCCGGGCGACUGAAAUAGCGGACGAUAAGUCUCGAGAGACUGGUCGUUCUGUGAGCGUUUCAAUGGUUCAUGUGCAGCAGGCUCUCGGUGAGAUGAUUGCCAGUGCCAAGGUACAGACAAUCAAAAGCUGUUCACGAAUGGAACAACUAUUUCUGCAAGCAGUUACAGCAGAGGUUACUCGCACAGGCAUAGAGGAAUGCAAUUUUCUGGGUGUAUACGCGCAAUUCGAAUCGCUCGCAGCAUUUGCCGGCAUAACGGUACCGAAUCCUGGACGAGCGAUUGCCAUUUGCAGCCGGUUGGGAGCAUCACGUAUACUAAUCUGUGAAAACUCUCGCAAUGACAUUUAUCAGAAGAUUCUUCUAAACAUUAGUUCUGACGACGUGCAUUACGCGCUACAGGCAAGUAAUCUGAUUUAAGAAACAAAACUUUUAUUUAUUGACUCCAUG
Molecule: messenger RNA, 2751 nt
Organism: Ochlerotatus camptorhynchus
Lineage: Eukaryota; Metazoa; Arthropoda; Insecta; Diptera; Culicidae
Gene: Orc1
Product: origin recognition complex subunit 1
Exons: 3
Coding region: 232-2721 (829 amino acids)
Biological process (GO): DNA replication initiation; mitotic DNA replication checkpoint signaling
Cellular component (GO): nuclear origin of replication recognition complex
Molecular function (GO): chromatin binding; ATP hydrolysis activity; DNA replication origin binding
Source: RefSeq, a predicted model, not a curated record